AUGUUGAAUGAGGACUCAAAUUCAAGCAACUCCACAGAGAUCAUUCCUCUGACGGCUCGAUCAAACUUGUUUGUUCCAGACUUUGAAACUCCCAAGAUAACUCUAUCUGAGGUACUGAACAAAGUUUCCAUGUAUAUUGGAGGGCUACCCAAGUCGUACACAGAGUCUGAUCUAAUGAACCUGUUUCUCCCAAUCACGAGAGUGGGUUCGGUCAAAGUGUGUACUGACAGACAUACAGGCAAGUCAUUAGGUUAUGGAUAUCUUAACUUUUAUUCGAAGAAAGAGGCUCUUCUUGCAAGGGAUGUUUUGAAUUACAAGAAGGUUCAAGGCCAUGAAAUUCGAAUCCUCCCUGCAAAUUACGAUUGGCAGAAUUGCGGAACCAAUCUUUUUUUCAUGAAGCUACCUGUCGAGUUUAAGAAUACCCGACAACUUUACGAGUUUUUCAACAGAGAUGGUGAAAAUUUACUUCGUUGUAAACUAAACAAACCCCAAAACACAGCUUAUGUCCAGUUCACUAAACCUGAAGAGGCUGCUGAAGUGAUGAAGAUGUACGAAAAGGAUGACAAUGUCGUUUGUGUAGUUUAUGAGUCAACUGUGAAAAAGUCGAGUGAGUUAAAGCAAGAAGUAAAACUGAAAAAGCAGCAACGUUUACUUACAAACAAGAAGGCGGUGUUCAUAAAGAAUCUUCCGUUUGUAUACUCCGAAGCACAGGUCCGCAAAGAUUUUGAUGUUGCCGAAGCAAGCGACACGAUAAUUGUAAGACAAGAACCAAGAUAUCAAAGUAGUUGGGCUAUAUUGUAUUUCAAACUUAAUCAGAUAGCCAAAUCAUUCUUGGAGCUCAACAAAAAUAAAGUAAUUGAGGGAAAACCAGCUAUAAUGACCUACGUUAAAGAAAAGGAUCAAAGAAAGCCACGUAAUUUAAUCUUAAUCAACAACAUAGCCAACUAUAUUUCCGAAGAAAUGAUUCACAGCUGGUGUGGGAAUUGUGGGGUUGUUGUCAGCAUCAAACUGGAAGACGAUUUUGGACAUGUUGAAAUGGCCCAAAAGGAAGCGUGUCUUCAGGCAAUGAAAAGAAUGAGAACUUAUGGAAUAGUUUCUUUUUUCGUCCAAGAGUAUGCCAACACCACCUUUAAGAGACUAGUAUCGGCAAGUCCGUCUCCAACACCUACAAUUAAUAUGCCAGUGAUGUACCCUAUAGGGCUUCCCCCUUUAUUGGAAGCAAGGCCUAUUGCUUUCAAUGUAACUAACAAUGGAAGGGUAAUUCAAGUUCCCUGUGUUGCUCCCGACUAUGCGGCAGUUCUGAGACAAUUUGAAAGGAUAUAUGAGCUGGUCUCAAAAAUUAUUAGCACGGACCCAGAGUUCAAGUACUACAAAUCCAAAUUUGACACUGAAUGGAUCGCAAGAGAAAUUUAUGAGUCUUGCUAUAAGCAAGACCCAGAGUUUCUUUACAGGAAGAUUGAAAAAUACGAUAUAGAAGCGUUCAAACAUCGCAUCCAAAACCUUAUUACAGGAUGUUCAUAA
Messenger RNA from Komagataella phaffii GS115, 1521 nucleotides. RefSeq lists its product as uncharacterized. NCBI's taxonomy places the organism in Eukaryota, Fungi, Ascomycota, Pichiomycetes, Pichiales, Pichiaceae. The record is from RefSeq and is a predicted model, not a curated record. Gene Ontology annotation, cellular component: ribonucleoprotein complex; cytoplasmic stress granule; nucleus. The transcript has a single exon. The coding region runs from base 1 to 1521 and encodes 506 amino acids. Gene Ontology annotation, molecular function: poly(U) RNA binding; poly(A) binding; mRNA 3'-UTR binding.